UUUGUUAUUUUUUUUUAUUUCAAAAGGGUUGCCCUGUAACAUUUUUACUGGCUAACACAGUACAACAUACUUUACCUGCACUUAUCCUUUAAGCGCUGACACUAAAAACUAUUCCUCAAAAUAUUGAUGUAUGUUAAAAGUUACCUAUAGGUUUUGUUAAUAAUUUUCCCUGAUAGGGCUGCUUUUGUUAGAUUUAACAAUUUUAUUGUAUUUUUAAUAAAGAAACAAAAUUUCAAUAGUUGACUGAUUAUCAUAACAUUUGAGCAGAGAAAUUGCUCAAAUCUCAUAGCCUAUGAUUAAGUGUUUGUUAACAUUAAACGCUUUAGGCUGGACACAAUAAACUCUUUUACCUUCAACUAACUGCCUGGUGGAAGUUUGCCUUCAUUGAGUGCCUGCUCCAAUCAGUCAAAGCAAUUGUAAGCAGAACAUUAUCAAAGAGAUUACAAAGUUAGGCAAGUUAAGACAAGUGAUCUAAGACGAAGAAGAUAGAGUAGUUUGGAAAGGAAGAGAGUAAGGUGAGGAGGUUUACAUCUUGAAUAAUGGUAUUAACACAGGGUACCACUUUUAUAUUUGCCACAAUACAUUUUUCCAGUAGAGAUGGAGGAGGCAAAAUUGUUAGGGCUGCUUUGUAAUUAUUACUUAAAGUUCAUAACCCUGACGUUGCAAAAAAGGUUUGAUUUCUGUUGGCAGUAUCUCUUUAAGGUUUAGUGGGGGGCAAAAGGAAGCCAUAGGGUGUGUGACACAGCUGGGCCCCUCAGUGUCACAGUCUUCCAGGGCCCUGUCCCCCCAGAAUGGGUCUCUCGCUGCCUGAAGCACGUACAGGAGAGUGUUGUGAUUGGCUGUUCCCCUCACUCCACAUCUGGCUGAGAGCAGCUGUGUCGCCUCCCUGCCCACACUUCCAACUUAGAGGAGGAGGAGGAGGUGAGCAAUGCUGACAGACGGACAGGCACAAUGAUCUGAAAGCCUGCAGAAUGGGGACCUGUUGGGGUACAACUGGGGUCACAGUGCUGCUUCUGAGCUUGAUGGCCGCCUCCCACAGUAACAUGAGGACCAAUGUGUGUAAGUGGUGUGACAACUCCCACCCUGUUUGUGAUGGGGGCAUCUGCCUGACCAACUGCUCCCUGAGCUCCUAUUGUGAAAAUCCAGAGGAAAUCUGCGUCACCAUUUGGAAGGAGGAAAACGAGAGCCUCCAGCUCAGCACCCGAUGUCACCACCCCCUCCUGCUGCUGGAAAACUUCCUGGUGCCCAACUACAACACCAGCCUCUGUGUCAUGAGCGCCAUGCCCUCCGUAUCUGGGCGACUCUACACAUGUGCAUGCACAGAAGAACAGGAAUGCAAUGACAAGCUCAUCUUCUACAACCAGAGCAAUGGAUUCUCCAUGUUACACAGCAGGGAGGUGGUUCCCGUGGCUGCAAUUAGUCUCCUCCCACCAUUUCUAUGUGCUGUGAUGGUGACGGUACUGUUCUACCUGUAUCGGACCCAAAGGCUCAGUAAGAUACCCCACUCCUGGCCAGACAAAAGGGGACACUGCCCAGAGGAGCUUAUAGAGGCUAGAAGGACAGAUGAAUAUAACUGUAGAUUGUCUUCUGUACUGAUCAGCAAUUCACCCUCGGAUAUGAGCCCAAUGUGUGCCAACAGCAUCAACCACAACACUGAACUGCUACCCAUUGAGUUGGACCAACGUGUUGGCAAGGGUCGAUUCGCAGAGGUGUGGCGGGCCAAGCUGCGACACAGUGCGCCUGGUCACUAUGAGAUGGUGGCAGUGAAGAUCUUUCCUUGCCAAGAGUUUUCUUCCUGGAAAAAUGAGAGUCGGAUUUUUGCCGAUGCCAACCUGAAACACAAGAAUGUGCUGCAGUUCAUAACAACGGAAAUCCGUGGCACCAGUCUCCAAAAGGAAUAUUGGAUCAUCACCACUUACCAUGCCAAGGGCAACCUGAAAGAUUACCUGGCUAGCCAUUUUCUGAACUGGACCACCUUCCUUAAGAUGGCUGGCUCCAUUGUGAAUGGUGUGGCCCAUCUGCACAGCGACUGUACCCCUUGUGGUGCCAUGAAGAUCCCCAUUGCUCACCGGGACAUCAAGAGCACCAACAUCCUGGUGAAAAGUGACUGUGAGUGUGUUGUGUGUGACUUUGGGAUUGCAGUUCGGCUGGACCCUUCUCUCACCACAGAGGAUUUCGCUAACAGUGGGCAGGUUGGCACAGCCAGGUAUAUGGCCCCAGAAGUUUUGGAGUCACGGGUGAACUUGGAAGAUCUGGAAUCUUUCAAACAGAUGGAUGUCUACUCUCUGUCGCUGGUUUUGUGGGAACUGGCCACUCGUUGUGAUGCCUCCGGAGAGGUGAGGAGCUAUGAGCUACCAUUUGGGAGCAAAGUGCGAGAGCAGCCAUGUGUGGAGACCAUGAGGGACCUGGUGUUGCAUGGGCGUGUCCGGCCAGAAAUUCCUGACACUUGGAGGAGACAUCCGGGACUGGAUGUGCUGUGCGAUACAAUCACUGAGUGCUGGGACCAUGACCCUGAGGCCCGUCUUACUGUCCACUGUGUGGCUGAACGUUUUAAACUAAUGGCCCAAAUGGAGUGUGAUGCAAUGAACCAUCACUCAAGUGGCUGAGGAGCAGCCCCAGAGAGAAAGGGGGACCUCAAUCCUGCCAAUACCUUUUGUUUUAUGGGGGGGGGGCUGAGAACCAAUUGCUCCUUCUUGGAUUGAAUGUUUCUUCAUUAACAGAUAAUUUAUACUGGCUGGAGCUAGCUACAGAGACCCCCUUGCAGCAUAUGUAUAGCAGGGCAGCCAUGGCUUUUACUGCAAUGCCUCUAUACUGUGUAUAGUAACAAUACCGUGUAUAGCAAUAAUACUAUGUAUAGUAACUGUAAAUACAGUGUAAUGUAUAUACUGUCAACCCAGAACUAUGCAAUGAAACAAAUGAAUUUCCAUUCGCCUGGAGGAGUAACAGCACGCACUUUUGGAUUAGUGUAUUUUCAUGUGUUUUUAAUGAAAGAAUAAAUGUGAGUCUCUCAUAAAGGAAUGAAUGAAUCACACAAUGAUAUGAGCCUUGAAUUCUUUUCCCUACGUGGGCUACCGGCAAGUCACUAUGGAUUCAGCACAGAAUUGUAGCAGAUUAGACUGACAGAAAACACACAAGCAACAGUGUCCUUUCUGGAUAAUUUAUUGCCCCCCCCCCAUAUAAUUAGCAGGUAUCUGCUCUCAGUGCAGGUCACAAAAAGGUAAAGGUGUGCAUAGGGCAAAUAGGCCCUCCUACCUUAUUUACAUAUCAACUACAUCCCUUGCCCUUACACACACCCCCACGCCAUUUAUAAAAAGUUACAUUCACAGCAGGACACAACCUGUAUCAUGUCUGUUUCACAAUGACAAAUGGGGAUCCGGAGGGAAGAGAAGGUGGAGCUGCAUUUGAACACACUGCUUGGAAGACAACACAGAAAAGAGGAGAGUAAGGCACCACUCUUAUUAAUGUACAGUAUAACAUGUGUAAUGUACAGAAGGGGGGUGGAUUCUCAACAGCACGUCUGUCAUUGCCAGCAAUCCUGAAAGACUCAUCCUGUAGAAACGGUGUAUAAAGAGGACGAGGUUGCUUCUACCUGAACAUUUUCAGGGUGGGAUCGGUGUCUUACAGAAUUGCAGAUGGAAAGUAGUUGCCAUAUGUUAUUUUGAUGUAAAUUUGUAUUUGUGCUGGAUUAGCAGUUGUCUGAAAAAUCUGAUUGCUUACACUGCCAUUCUGAUUGCUGAACUGCACUACAAGAAUCAAACAGCAACCCCCCCUUCAUCAAACCCAUUAUAGACACUUACUGUUAUUUUUCUCCCUCUCUGUCCAGUUCAUUCCUACGCCAGCCAUCUUAAUCUACUUGCCUAUUUUCUGGUUUUCUUAUAAUAGUGCCAGGCCCCUCUGGCCAUGGAUUUCCCAUACUAAAACUCACAUAUAACAUUGCGUAUGAUAUCAUGUUAUAUUAUGAAAUCACUUUUACAUUCUGGCUGAACCGUUUCUGUUCUCUCUCCAUGUUUGGGACUGGAGCUUCGAUCUGGUGCAGGGGAAAGUGAAUCAAAGUGACUGACCCCCUGAGGUUUCUUGCUUUUAGACUCUUCUAUUUACUUUUUAUAUGUCCUUAUGCCCCACCUACUUAAGAAGAUCUCUCCUUGCACAGACACCCUGGCAUUUCACCCCAAAUCGUUUGGGCCUGGCCUGUUAGUAGUAAGUGAGACAAUGGCUCUGGCUCCAGAAUCAUCUUGAUUUCUUUCACACGCCACAGGCAGCAGCACUGGAGUAUAUGGGGGGGGGGGGGGGGGUGACAAGAUUUUUAAA
This is a messenger RNA of Xenopus laevis (African clawed frog), 4308 nucleotides long. RefSeq names its product transforming growth factor, beta receptor 2 like L homeolog (gene tgfbr2l.L). NCBI's taxonomy places the organism in Eukaryota, Metazoa, Chordata, Amphibia, Anura, Pipidae. The record is from RefSeq and is a predicted model, not a curated record. Gene Ontology annotation, cellular component: plasma membrane; membrane raft; membrane. The coding region runs from base 972 to 2606 and encodes 544 amino acids. Gene Ontology annotation, biological process: cellular response to growth factor stimulus; heart development; cell surface receptor protein serine/threonine kinase signaling pathway. Gene Ontology annotation, molecular function: signaling receptor activity; transmembrane receptor protein serine/threonine kinase activity; transferase activity. The transcript has 7 exons.